GAAAGCACGCACACCGCAACCUCUUGUCUCUCUCUCUCUCUCUCUCUCUCCUUCUCUGUCUCUCCAGAUUACCUUCCCAUCUCUUCUUGGCUCGGACUGUUAUCAUCGUUAGAGAAAGCAAAAAUGCUGGCGCGUCUCGCGACUCAGCGUCUGCUCGAGAUCCGUCAAUCUUUCCGUCAAAUUUCUCAGACUUCUAGAUCCUUUUCGACCGCCCUAAACUACCACAUUGAUUCUCCCGAUAACAAACCCGACCUUCCGUGGGAAUUCACUGAAGUGAAUAAAAAAAAGGUAAAGGAGAUUAUGUCUCACUAUCCAUCCAACUACAAGCAAUCUGCAGUGAUUCCUCUGCUUGAUCUUGCGCAACAGCAGCAUGGAGGUUGGCUCCCUGUUUCAGCAAUGAAUGCAGUUGCUAAGGUUAUAGAAGUUGCCCCUAUCCGUGUGUAUGAGGUCGCGACAUUCUAUUCAAUGUUCAACCGAGCGAAGGUUGGCAAAUACCAUCUUUUGGUUUGUGGCACAACACCAUGUAUGAUACGAGGUUCACGUGAAAUUGAAGAUGCAUUACUGAAACACUUGGGAGUGAAGCGCAAUGAAGUGACAAAGGAUGGCAUGUUUUCUGUUGGAGAGAUGGAAUGCAUGGGGUGUUGUGUAAAUGCCCCCAUGAUUACGGUGGCUGACUACUCCAAUGGAUCUGAAGGCUAUACCUACAAUUACUUUGAAGAUGUCACUCCAAAGCGAGUUGUUGAGAUAGUUGAAAUGUUAAGGAGAGGAGAGAAGCCACCGCGUGGUACACAGAAUCCGCAGCGCAUUAAUUGUGGGCCAGAAGGAGGGAACACUACUUUGUUAAGCGAGCCUAAGGCUCCUCCCUGCCGGGAUCUUGAUGCCUGCUAAUAUUACAGUUGGUAAUGUUGUCUCCAAUAAUGCAAACCUCGGAUGUUGACAGGCAUCCCUAGCUGUGAGCUGUUUGUUGACUCUUAAAGAUGCUCAAUGAUUUUUUGUUUGAAUGCUAGUGUAGUGUCUGGGAACCAAUCAAGUUUGUCUCCUUUCCGGUAAUGAGUUAUCCGUGUUCACUUUGCAUUUUCAUGCCAAUGCGAAUGUCAUGUAUUGACUAAAUAAAAACCUUGGGGCAGCAGUCUAAUAUGGUGAGCAUGAAACAUGCACCUUAUUCUUGAUGAUUAGCAUGAGAUGAAAUUCUAAUGCUAGCAUGAAAACCUCCAUGUUUUUAUUGAUCAGAGUGUGAUGGAAUUAUGAUCUCCUUGACCUUGAAACAAAUGUGUAUCAUGCAUUGGCAAUAUUUUAUAUUUUGGCUUGCGAAGAGCGUGUA
This is a messenger RNA of Cornus florida, 1321 nucleotides long. Its product is annotated as NADH dehydrogenase [ubiquinone] flavoprotein 2, mitochondrial. The record is from RefSeq and is a predicted model, not a curated record. The transcript has 10 exons. Gene Ontology annotation, molecular function: NADH dehydrogenase activity. Gene Ontology annotation, biological process: mitochondrial electron transport, NADH to ubiquinone. Bases 124 to 888 code for a protein of 254 amino acids. Lineage: Eukaryota; Viridiplantae; Streptophyta; Magnoliopsida; Cornales; Cornaceae.